GCCUUUAUGAGACUCGGUAAAGUGGACAAACAAGAUAUUUCAUGCCAAUAUCAGUAGCUGGCAUCUCACGGCCACUCCGCAGGUACUCCUAUAAAGACUGGCACAUGGACCUCCAGUCGUCACAAGCUCCACCAGGCAACAUGAAAUUCGUGAUCAUCGCCGCCCUCGCCGCCGUGGCCUUCGCCGCCCCCGACAGACCCUACAGCUAUGCCUCUGUGGGAUCCAGCGAGGAGGCAGAGAUCCUGCAGCACGACUUCGAUCUCCAGGACGACGGCAGGUACAACCUGGAGGUGAGGACCAGCAACGGCAUCUCUGUGUCCCAGCACGGAAGCCCAGACGGCCCCGAGGGCGCCGUGGUCAAGAGUGGAGUGUUCUCCUACACCGCCCCUGACGGCACCCCCGUUGAGGUGAAGUUCGUCGCUGACGCCGGCGGCUACCAGCCGGACUCUGACUUGCUGCCCGUGGCCCCCGAGUUCCCCCACCCCAUCCCCGAUUUCGUGCUGGCCCAGAUUGCUAAGGCGGCCGAGGAGGACCGAAACCGCUCUCCCGAGGACAGAUACACCUAUGCCUAAACACCCGCCAUGAACAAAUGCUCCACCACAAGGGCGAAACUCUCCUUCCCUACUCAUCUAUUUAUUACUAUUGUUGACAUUGAACAAUAAAACCUUUCAUGUAA
Molecule: messenger RNA, 676 nt
Organism: Portunus trituberculatus (swimming crab)
Lineage: Eukaryota; Metazoa; Arthropoda; Malacostraca; Decapoda; Portunidae
Product: cuticle protein AMP1A-like
Exons: 3
Coding region: 42-572 (176 amino acids)
Cellular component (GO): chitin-based extracellular matrix
Molecular function (GO): structural constituent of chitin-based larval cuticle
Source: RefSeq, a predicted model, not a curated record